GCGGCGGCUCCUCCCCCGGGCACGGGCGCGUUACACAUUAACUGCGCGGUCCCGCGCGCCCGGGGCAGGGAGCCCGAGUCCAGCGGGUUACCUGGCGGCGGGCGGGCGCGGCCGGCAGCGGAGGGCCGCGGUCGCGAAGAGGAUGAAGAGAGAGUUCCCGAACAAGUCGGAAGCAGCUCACAACACCGGACGCCGCGCGGCAGGGCUGUGGACCUGGGGUGGUUUCGUGCCCCAGUCUUAGGAAACUACGCGCGAGGCACCGUGCUGAGGCGUAGAGGUCACCCUCGGGAGGUUUCGGUGAAACCUGGUGGGAAAUUCCGGGCAGGCGCCCGGAGUCGCGCCCAAGUAGGCAGCUCCGUGCCGCCAGACUUGUGUUCGGGGGAGUUGAGACGAACUGCACGGGUGGGAUUGCAUGGCUCUGCCCUCCCAGCGUUGACAACUCGCCCCGACCGCCCAGGAAGCGCGAGCUUCCUGGCUCCAGAAGUGAUGAUGCUGGGUGGAAGUCGCAGCAUGUGAAGAGUUGCCGGUUGUUAUGGGAUUAAAAAAGAUGAAAGGGUUAUCUUAUGAUGAGGCUUUUGCUAUGGCUAAUGAUCCCUUGGAAGGCUUCCAUGAAGUAAACCUUGCUUCACCUACUUCUCCGGACCUUCUUGGUGUGUAUGAAUCAGGAACUCAAGAGCAGACUACCUCACCAAGUGUCAUCUACCGGCCACACCCUUCAGCUUUAUCCUCUGUACCUAUCCAGGCAAAUGCAUUAGAUGUUUCUGAACUUCCUACACAACCCGUGUAUUCAUCCCCCAGACGUUUAAAUUGUGCGGAAAUAUCUAGUAUCAGCUUUCAUGUUACAGACCCAGCACCUUGCUCUACGUCUGGAGUCACAGCUGGAUUAACUAAAUUAACUACAAGAAAGGACAACUAUAAUGCAGAGAGAGAGUUUUUACAGGGUGCUACUAUAACAGAGGCUUGCGAUGGCAGUGAUGAUAUUUUUGGGUUGAGUACUGAUAGUCUGUCUCGUUUACGAAGCCCAUCUGUUUUGGAAGUUAGAGAAAAGGGCUAUGAACGAUUAAAAGAAGAACUCGCAAAAGCUCAGAGGGAACUGAAGUUAAAAGAUGAAGAAUGUGAGAGGCUUUCAAAAGUGCGAGAUCAACUUGGACAGGAAUUGGAAGAACUCACAGCUAGUCUAUUUGAGGAAGCUCAUAAAAUGGUGAGAGAAGCAAAUAUCAAGCAGGCAACAGCAGAAAAACAGCUAAAAGAAGCACAAGGAAAAAUUGAUGUACUUCAAGCUGAAGUAGCUGCAUUGAAGACACUUGUAUUGUCCAGUUCUCCAACAUCACCUACGCAGGAGCCUUUGCCAGGUGGAAAGACACCUUUUAAAAAGGGGCAUACAAGAAAUAAAAGCACAAGCAGUGCUAUGAGUGGCAGUCAUCAGGACCUCAGUGUGAUACAGCCAAUUGUAAAAGACUGCAAAGAGGCUGACUUAUCCUUGUAUAAUGAAUUCCGAUUGUGGAAGGAUGAGCCCACAAUGGACAGGACGUGUCCUUUCUUAGACAAAAUCUACCAGGAAGAUAUCUUUCCAUGUUUAACAUUCUCAAAAAGUGAGUUGGCUUCAGCUGUUCUGGAGGCUGUGGAAAACAAUACUCUAAGCAUUGAACCAGUGGGAUUACAACCUAUCCGGUUUGUGAAAGCUUCUGCAGUUGAAUGCGGAGGACCAAAAAAAUGUGCUCUCACUGGCCAGAGUAAGUCCUGUAAACACAGAAUUAAAUUAGGGGACUCAAGCAACUAUUAUUAUAUUUCUCCUUUUUGCAGAUACAGGAUCACUUCUGUAUGUAACUUUUUUACAUACAUUCGAUACAUUCAGCAGGGACUCGUGAAACAGCAGGAUGUUGAUCAGAUGUUUUGGGAGGUUAUGCAGUUGAGAAAAGAGAUGUCAUUGGCAAAGCUGGGUUAUUUCAAAGAGGAACUCUGAUGCUCUGCGUGGGACCAUGCCUGAACUCCCCGAAUAACUGAAAAAUGGCUGAAUAUUUUUAUGGUUACUUGAUAUUUAUUUCCAAGGAGUGGGCCUAAGACUUUUUUCCCCUUUUGCAAAUUGCUCUAAGAAGUACCAUGAUUUCUUUUAAACUGAUCUAUGCUGUGUUUGCUUAUUCUUUAGUUGAACACACUAUGAAGAAUUCCAGGUGUACUAGUGAAUGUAAUUUAUAGUUGCCAAAAAAAAAAACCUGAAAUAAAUAAAUGUUAGAUUGAA
Pan troglodytes (chimpanzee) is the source of this 2239-nucleotide messenger RNA. It is a transcript of the gene RAB3IP, whose product is annotated as RAB3A interacting protein. Gene Ontology annotation, biological process: exocytosis. Gene Ontology annotation, molecular function: guanyl-nucleotide exchange factor activity. The transcript is spliced from 11 exons. The record is from RefSeq and is a predicted model, not a curated record. Gene Ontology annotation, cellular component: Golgi to plasma membrane transport vesicle. The coding region runs from base 533 to 1963 and encodes 476 amino acids. NCBI's taxonomy places the organism in Eukaryota, Metazoa, Chordata, Mammalia, Primates, Hominidae.